GCUUAUCGCAAUAAAAUCAAUAAGGGUUAAGCUUUGAUAUUAAUUUUUUUUGGCUGUUCCAAAAGUGUAUGACAUUCAACGACGAAAUUGGAGUAUUACCUUACAUGAACUUUGAAGAGAAACAUCUACAUUUACUGUAAAGAAACAUGAAGUAGAAUGUAUUUGAGGAAACCCUACAAACUUAUACUUGGAUUACCUUGGCUUUGGAUAAUAGUUUUCAACGGAUAUUUCACGAUACAGGCUGAAACCAAAGAAUGCAACUUCGAUGAAUUGUGUGCAUAUGGUAAUGUUUCAAAAGAAGUUUGUAUAAGCAGAGGCUGCUGUUUUGCUGAAAAAGAAGACGUAAUAUCAACUUGCUUCCAGAAUUUAAAACAUUUGCCAUACCACGCUACAAUACCAACAACAACAACAACAAAAUACAAGAUAGAAAAAUUUGGAGAAAUAAUACCUGAUGACGGAGUAAAACUUCCAUACAACCUCGAAAAGACUAUGGUGAACUUGACGAAUUUGACAAAACGUAGUGCCAUUGAAGCAAUCAAUGAGCUUGAGAGAUAUUUCCGAGAAAAAUCAAUAGAAGAAAAUAGCAAUGUAGACUGGGAUCAUGAAAUUACAAAUGUAUUUAAUACACUUGUUAAGGUAAAUCCGAAUUCCAUUUUUGAGGUGAUAAAGUUUGCAAGCGGAACUGAAAUUCAGCUAAAACAGCACUGGGGAACACUCGAAAAUGGCACUGUUCGAAAUAUAUCUAAAGCAAUAUUUGCUGAAUAUCCUACUUUAAUAUCCGUUUUCAGAAAAGAGCAAGGUCCAAGAUCAGAUGAAUGCAGAAUAACAGAGAAAUAUAUGGACGAUUCGCCGGUGAUUUCCAUCAAUACGUAUGACGAAGAUUGGAACAAAUUGUCUGUUCCUGUUGUUUAUACUGUAAAAAACUUGAACACUACAACACCUUUUCUACCAGAGGAUAUGUCCGCAGAUCUCUCUUGCACAUAUUUGGAUGAACUUGUUCGAAAAUGGAAUCUUUCGGGUUGUGCUGUCACAUCUGUAAACAACAGUGAAAUGACAUGCUCAUGUAAUCAUACUACAAAAUUUUCAAUGCUUUUUGUUAUAAAUGUCAUAGAACUCAACAUAACACGACAUCACAUGGACUAUAUUCAGUCAUUGGAAUACAUCAUGGAAAGCCUAUCGUUAGCGUGUCUCAUCGCCACAUUUGGUGUUCUAUGGUUGGUGCAAAGGAGGAGAUCAAAAGCAUCAUCUGUAUCAAGUAUGCGAUCCGUUGAACGGACAACAGUACACGCGAAUUUUGUUGCUGCCUUGGCGUUUUUGCAUCUUGUGCGCUUGUUGAGCGAACUGGCACAACAAGAAGAUAUGGCAUGCAGAGUUGUUGCAGUGUUAAGCCACUACUUCAUGUUAGCAAGUGGGAUGUGGAUGUUGAUAGAAGGAAUGCUACUUUAUUUAAAUGUAAUUAUACGAAGUAUGAAGAAUACGGCACUCGGAGUUCAUAAAUACUGGACAGGAUGGGGAAUUCCUGCUGUAAUUGUGUUUAUAUCUGCGAUGAUUGGCUUUCUUCAAAACAUUUACCUCGACAGACCCGUGGUUGAAACUUGUCAGGAAGAAGAGGGCGUAGAAAAAACGCCAUUAUUCACGAAGACUUAUCAAUCGUAUUGUUGGCUGAAUAAGAAAGACGGGAUGAUUUGGGCAGCAACUGGGCCUCUCAUAUUUAUAUUUUCAGUUAAUAUUUUCAUACUCGCUCACACAGUUAUAUUUGUUUGGAGAUUAAAUCGAAAAACUGAUACAAUGAUGCCUUCGGACAGCAAUCGGGAUAGCAAACAUUUUUGGAAAACAGCAAAAAGCAUCUUGGUACUCUUCCCCAUAUUAGGAGCACCGUGGCUUAUUGGAUUUCUCAUCAACACUGAACAAACGUUACUCAAUGUGAUUUUUCAAUACAUACAUGUCAUUUUAAACGGAUUGCAAGGAUUCUUUAUUUUUCUUCUCUACUGUGUUGUAAACAGAGAGUCUCGGGGAAUUGUUACAAGAGUUGCAAGUAAUCGAUGGGAACAACAUAAAGUGAGUAUAUCUGCGUCAAACACACUCGCAAGAUCAACCUCUGGAGGGAGUAGAAGAACUCGUGGACAUCGUAAAAGUAUUAGUAGUCAAAUGGGUGCAAGUGAGCUAAACGCUACAGGAACUCCCGUGUACACAAGGAGACCGAGUAACGUUAGAAGCAUUGGAAGUGCAGCUAGUCAGUAUUCAAUUUACACGUCAUCGAUGAAUAGAAAACAAAGCUCCGGUUCUGGAUCAACAUCAUUAAGCGGAUGCGCUCAUAGAAUCAACAGAAUUAUCCCAACGGGGCCCAAUGACAUGAUACGGCAUACGUCCGGGUACUAUAUGAAAGCUGGCUGUAGUGCAAGUUUGCCCAGAUUGGGAAAAAUUGAAAGAUAUUCGAGACUUGUUAGAAGCGGAAGUGUUUCUUCAAUCAAUAUGCUGGGUCGACAAUCUAUAUACACAUCUGGGCGAUAUGCUGUUUAUCGGCAAGAUCCUGAACUUGCCACAAACUACAUCUGCAAAGCUUGUAAAGAUAUGCCUUGUGUACAUGCUGCAUCAGACGUUGCCGGAUUGCAAGAAGUUCAAGAUUCCGGAACUGACGCGGUUUUGGUUGGAUAUAAAAGAACAUCAAGUUUGGAUAGUUUACAUGCAAUGGAUGCUUAUCAGCCAAACAGGUGGCCACGUCGAAUGACGGCGGAAGAAUUUAAGCGGUUUUCUGCAAUUCCAGAAGAAAAACGAAGAAGUGGGAUCAAUUCAUUCAUUCAAGGAGAUAGCACUGAACACUUGUCUAAUAGAAUUUCCAUGCUUUCAUCGUUCAAAGGUGAAGAUAUUGAAAUGAAGGAAAUGCACAAAACAAAAGUAGAAGUUGUUGUGGAAGAAGUUCCCCCAGGCGACCAAGUUAAUAACGAAUAUUACAUAAAAAAGGAUGCUCUACACUCACCAAAUUCGAACUCAGAAACUCUUGUAACGGUGCCAGUAAUUAAUGCCACAUCCACUGAUAUUCAAAAUAAAAAUAUUAACAUGAUUGAUGAUGAGUUAGGUAAACAGCAACUAAAUAUAGAGUCAAAAGUAGAAGAAAAUCAACAACCUUCAAGUAUUCUAUGCGAAGAUGAAAUAAAAACUGAAGCCGUCUACAAUGAAACUGAAUUGGGUCCAUUAGAACGAUUGCGCAGAGAGGAAUUGAAGUUAACUGAUUGAGUUUUUAAAUAUUGUACUUGGUGUUUCCAUUUUAUUUUAUUCUGGAUUUUUAUAAACAUUGGAGCACUUUAUUAUUUUUAUACGUGAUCAUUCAUUACACGAAAGCGUUAAUCACAACACAACUUUCUGACUUUUGCAAAUGAAUAGAAAAUGUCAGCAGUAU
Styela clava is the source of this 3397-nucleotide messenger RNA. RefSeq lists its product as uncharacterized. The record is from RefSeq and is a predicted model, not a curated record. Gene Ontology annotation, cellular component: plasma membrane. NCBI's taxonomy places the organism in Eukaryota, Metazoa, Chordata, Ascidiacea, Stolidobranchia, Styelidae. Gene Ontology annotation, molecular function: G protein-coupled receptor activity. Gene Ontology annotation, biological process: adenylate cyclase-activating G protein-coupled receptor signaling pathway; cell surface receptor signaling pathway.